Molecule: messenger RNA, 1038 nt
Organism: Patiria miniata (bat star)
Lineage: Eukaryota; Metazoa; Echinodermata; Asteroidea; Valvatida; Asterinidae
Product: craniofacial development protein 2-like
Exons: 1
Coding region: 1-1038 (345 amino acids)
Biological process (GO): chromatin remodeling
Cellular component (GO): nucleus
Molecular function (GO): catalytic activity
Source: RefSeq, a predicted model, not a curated record
AUGGCUGCCCGCUUUCGUCUGAGGAAAGGCUCCCUGCUGUUUGUCUCCGUCUAUGCACCUACAUCCACUGCAACGGAUGAUAUUAUCAACAACUUCUACUCACAACUACAAGAUGUGAUCAAUUCAAACAAAAAGAACUGUAACACACUUGUUGUGGCUGGUGACUUCAAUGCCAAACUUGGAAACCAGCGCAUCCCUCUUGUCAUGGGACCCCAUGGCCAUGGUGACAGAAAUUCAAGAGGAGACAGACUUGUUGAUUUCUGCAUGGUUAACAACCUCACUGCCGCACACUCCUGGUUCCCCAAGCGAUCUUCUCACAAGGUUACUUGGAUCAGCAGGGCAAGAAAUGCAAGAAACGCCAUUGAUCACAUCUUAAUUAGCACAGAAGCAAGGAACCACCUGACUGACUGCCGUUCCUACAGUGCUUGCUUUGAUACUGACCAUUGGUUAGUAAUCUGCAACCUGAAGUGGAAAUUCCGUCGUCAUGCUACUGCACGUGGACUACGACCUCAACAUCCAAACGUUGAAGCCCUGAAGUCGGAACAAUCGUCUGAAGUCUUUCGGCAGCUGGUUCGAUCCCGUGUUACUCAAGGUGACUCUCUUGAAGCUGUCGCAUGUGUCAUACACGAAGCAUCUCUCAAGACCUGUGGUACACAAAUAUCCCAGAAGAAACAGCCGUACCUGUCUGAAUUAACUCUUCAUCUGAUUCAGCGCAAGAGGAAGGCUGUAGGCACUCCAGAAUUCACAGCUCUGAGGAAUGAGGUCAAACAUGCAUGCCAGAAAGAUCUCAACGAAUGGUUGGUAACUAAUAUCAACACAUUGAACCAAGCAUACCAGAAUCACAAUUGCAGAGCUAUGUUCAAAACUACUGAUGUUCUCCUUCAGAAAACAUGUACGCCUGUGGUGAACAUCAAAGAUGCAAACGGUCUGGUAUUGGAGACAGCUGAAGAAGAAAUACAGCGUUGGCAUCAGUAUGCUGUAGACCUAUUUGAGUCAAAUCGGCCACGUCCACCCCAUCACACAACUGAGGUUGAAUGA